Molecule: messenger RNA, 4245 nt
Organism: Colletotrichum acutatum
Lineage: Eukaryota; Fungi; Ascomycota; Sordariomycetes; Glomerellales; Glomerellaceae
Product: ankyrin repeat-containing domain protein
Exons: 7
Coding region: 1-4245 (1414 amino acids)
Molecular function (GO): protein binding
Source: RefSeq, a predicted model, not a curated record
AUGGCACCCAGCUCCUGCACCACCGAUUCAUCGGAAACACCGCAAUCGACUUCAGCCAAUGCACCACUUAACCCGCUCCAAGAUGAUAUACCAGACGAGCCGACCGCGAAGUUAACGCCCCCAAAAAGCAGUGAAGGGUCUAUUUGGCAGUUGUGGGACGUAGCAUACCAAAACCUACGGUAUCAAGAACAGAGUCUCGUCCAAGAGUUCGAGGACCAGAUAUGUGUCAACUUGGCUGCAGGCCUCGGCGCCGGCAUACGUUCACAUGCCGGAACGAAAGACUGGUUGGCAACGAUCCUCAAGCACAAGAUGGACCAAGUCAACCGGGAGUCUUGGCAGUUGAAAUUUGGCAGCUCCGAGGUGGAAGUCCAGGAUGUUGUAAAGCCCGUACUAGCUGUCGUCGACUGGGCCAAUGACUUCGUUGCCAAAGCUCUGGUCUCAAAUCCAUACGCGUCAAUUGCUUGGAGUGGUGUGAGCUUGUUACUGCCGCUGCUUCUCAAUCCCUUGGAUCAAGCCGCCGCUCUGGCCAAGGGGCUUGAGCAUAUAUCGUCCCUCAUAGUACGAAGCUCUAUGUGGGAGGAUCUGUAUGUCCGGCGUUACGAGUCUAAGACCAGCAAGGCUUCGUCGGAGCCUCAUGCUGCUUAUAGACUCGUCUUGGAAAGACUGUAUAGAGAGAUCCUGAAGUUUCAGAUUGUUUGCUAUCGCUACCACAACCACAAGACUGCCUCUCGCAUGGCGCUUGAUUCUGUGAAGCAUCACGACUGGGAAGAGCUGCUUGAACAGAUCAAAUAUCACGAGACCGAAUUCGACAAAGUAAGCAAUCAUUUGCGGGACCAGACGUAUACAGAUGAAUGGGAGAACGCAGAGGCGCGACAUCAACAAGCCAUGAACCACUGGGAAAAUAUUGGCACGGAUGUUUCCGAUCUGAGAAGAAGGGUUGAGAGAAUACAGAACGAUAAGAAGCGCAAAGAAUUGCUCAACUGGCUUUGCAUCGUUGACCCUUCUGUGCAGUACAAUGCCGCGCGUAGCAAACACCGCAGUAGCACUUGCGAAUGGCUGAUUAAAGACAACGAAGAUUUCAAGACGUGGGAAACAGCGCCAAAAUCCUUCUUGUGGCUCAACGGCAAAGCUGGCUCCGGGAAGUCGAUUCUCAGCUCAUCAGUCAUCAAACACUUGAAAAUGCAGUCAGAGGAGGAUCCUCAGGUUGCGCUGGCCUUUGGGAACAUGGAGCAACAAAAAGUACCCGUCAUGUUAUCUUCGCUCAUUGGCCAACUUUGCGCGAGCCGUCCCGACACGCCACAUUUGAUUAAGAAGUUCGAGAAUUAUAUUGCCAGGAAAGAGCGCCCAGACAUAGAGACCUUUCAAGCCGCACUCAUAGCUGUUGUUCGUGGGUUUUCAGCGGUAUUCAUUGUGGUAGACGCUCUCGACGAGUGUCCGACUCUUGACGGUGAGCGGCCUAGGCUGCUAGAUUGCCUCAAUUGCAUCAUUACUGCAAUGCCAGACAAUCUCCACAUAUUGUGCACUAGCAGAGCCGAGCCGGACAUUGAUACUCGAAUGUACGAGAUAUUGUCUCUGCCGGCCAAGAGCGCCAUCAAUCUUACGGAGACUCAGGUGGGCUUGGACAUAGACUUCGGCCUGUACAUCGACUCGGCCAUGGCUGCCAAAACGUUCCAAUACCUUGUGUGCCAAUUUGAAGUACUUCAACACUUGAAUUCGGAAGAUGCCAUACUUUCAGCACUUGAUGAUCUCCUACUGGGACUUGACGAAACAUAUGACAGGCUGCUUCUAAGCUUGGACAAAGCUUUCCAACCCCAGAUUCUUGCCUCACUGAAAUGGCUAGCUUCGUCCCGCGAGCCGCUAAGUUUAAGGGACUUUGCCGAAGCAUUUGUCUUACGUCCUGAGACUAUUGACAAUUUGGAGAAGAAGCGACUGUUUGAUCCAAAAGGAGUUUUACGAUAUUUUCCUAGCCUCGUGACUACCGAGAAGCGACGUCAUGAAAAUUACUUUGAAAUGGAGACAUGCGUGCGACUCGCUCAUUUCACAGUCAAGGAGUAUCUGACUUCCGAUCGCAUCCAGCAAAGCCGUGCCAAACAUUUCUAUUUCACCGAAGAAAUGGCUCACCUACAUAUCGCCCCCUGCUGUCUGUCCUACAAUCUGUGCCGAAGUGCCGAAGAUAGCAUGGCUGAUGAUCGAGACCGACCUUUGUACAGAUACGCUGUCCUCAACUGGGCAUGGCACUUGGAGAUAGUCCCGCGUACUUCAUGGACGCCCGAGGUACACCAGCUUGCUAAGCGCGCUCUCUUCCCGGGCAAUAAAUUAUUGGGAAGGCAAUGGCGGCCGUACUGUUAUACCGCUGCGCUCGGCGCUCUUGAGCUCACUAAAUGGGUGCUUCGUGAAGAUUCAUGGGCCGGCAAAUUUGUGGUACAGGAAGAUCUCGGCAUGGCCCUUGUAGAGGCAGCAGGGGAAGGAAAUGUUCGGAUUGCGCAAUUUCUUCUCAACAAAGGUGCUGACGCCAAUGCACGAAAUAGUGCGGGUUGUGGUGCGCUACAAGUUGCAACAGACCAGGGCAACGUGGCGGUCAUGGAAGUUUUGCUCGACAGCGGCGCAGAUAUCGAUGCUCCUGAUGAAUACUUUGGGUCACCUCUGCUAGCUGCGGUCAAGAACUGGAGUGAGGCAGCCGUACGAAUGCUGGUGAGUCGUGGGGCCGAUGUACACAAAGCAGGCUUGAAUGGAUCCACUGAAACUCAAGCCAUUGCAAUAAUCGAAACCCUGCUGAGCAUGGGAGCUGACGUGAAUGCUCCAGGAGGAGGGCAUGGUACCGCACUACACAUUGUAUGCUUUGGAAACAGAUUCGGCCUCGCUCUGGCCCGUCUCCUUGUCGAGAAAGGCGCUGAGAUCAACAAGUGGGGAAACCGUCAUGGCACAGCAUUGCACGCAGCCUACGAGAAAGGAUCCCUAGAACUGAUUGAUUUCUUGCAUGGCAAAGGCGCUGACGGUAGUAUAACAGAGGGAGAACAUGGCAAUGCCCUACAGGCUGUGAGCGUUCGACGCAUAAACGGGGGAAAAGAUAAUUUGAGGAUCGUGAAAAACCUUCUCGAAAGAGGCGCAGAUGUCAACGCUUUCGGCGGGAAAUUUGGAAGCGCGCUUCAAGCCGCAGUUUCCAACGACCUCUGCAAUAUUGAACUAGAGAGCUUGCUACUCAGCAAGGGCGCAGAAGUCAACAGGCAGGGAGGGAUAUACGGCACAGCACUUCAAAGCGCUUGCGCAAGUGGCAAAAUGGAAGCAGUGCGCUUAUUACUUGACCAUGGCGCCGAGGUGAAUACUGACGGCGGAGAAUACGGAACCGCCCUUCAGGCGGCCUGUGGAUCUGCACAUUGGUCCAGGUUUCACGAUAACCCUGCAUAUGAUAUCGCGCGGCUACUGAUUGAACAUGGCGCCGACGUCCAUGCUCAAGGCGGGAAGUUCGGGAGCGCCUGGCAUGCUGCAGCCGCGAUUGGCAGCUGGAAAACAAGUAGCAAUGAUUUGUUGAAGCUGCUCCUCGAUCAUGGCGUCGAUAUAAAUGACGGCAGAGGUCGGCAACACGGCACUGCUUUGCAGGCUGCACUCGAGCGUUUUCGCGAUCCCGGCGUCGUCGUCCCGAGAGUCCGCUUUUUGCUCGAACAUGGCGCUGAUGUCAAUAUGGAAGCCGGCCGGUUUGGAUUCCCGUUACAGUCGGCAUGUGUGCCAGCGCCGGCCACAGCGAGUGAGCUUGACACACGAACAAACAUUAAUGGCCUCGUAUUUCUCCUCGAUAACUGCCCGGAAAUCGAUGUCAACAUGAUAGGUGGGCUCCAUGGCACAGCUUUACAGGCAGCAACGUGCACAGGCGAUAUAGAAGCCGUUGAGUUGCUGCUCAGGAAGGGCGCCGAUACCAACACGACAGCCGGGCAACUUGGCACGGCUCUACAGACAGCAGCUUAUGAAGGCGAGCCAGAAAUAGUUGAGUUGCUCCUUGCGAGGGGCUCCGACACAAACAUUCGGGGCGGAAAAUAUAGAAGCGCGCUCAAUGCGGCUAUCUUUAAAGGGUAUUGGGAUAUAGUCGAGAUACUGCUGGACGGCAGAGCAAGGCCAGAUUGUCAUCAGCUUCCCGAACCCGAUGAAAACAAGGAACAUGGGAAGGGUGCUGUGGAUCGUUACAGGAAGUUUUGGGAUAUUAUGAUACUCGAAUGGAGUGAAGGCAAGGUGGUAAAAGGGCAGAAUUACUAG